AUGGCACAACCCCCGAAACCGCAGGUUCAGCCAUGUCGCUAUAAGACUGGCAAGACACUCGGCGCUGGCUCAUACUCGGUUGUCAAAGAAUGCGUCCAUAUCGACACCGGUCGCUACUAUGCUGCGAAAGUAAUCAACAAGCGCCUGAUGGCCGGGCGCGAGCACAUGGUUCGCAAUGAAAUCGCCGUGUUGAAGAAAGUAUCCAUGGGCCACCAGAACAUCCUCACGCUGGUGGACUACUUUGAAACCAUGAACAACUUGUACUUGGUCACUGAUCUCGCCUUGGGCGGAGAGCUCUUUGACCGCAUCUGCCGGAAAGGCAGUUAUUACGAGACUGACGCCGCAAGCCUAAUCCGCGCUGUCCUGUCGGCGGUGGCCUACUUGCAUGAUCAUGGAAUCGUACACAGAGAUCUUAAGCCGGAGAAUUUACUUUUCCGCACCCCGGAAGAUAAUGCGGAUCUACUUCUCGCCGAUUUUGGCUUGUCCAGGAUUAUGGACGAGGAGCAAUUCCAUGUGUUGACAACCACGUGUGGAACGCCAGGAUAUAUGGCGCCGGAAAUCUUCAAGAAGAGUGGACAUGGCAAGCCAGUCGAUAUUUGGGCCAUCGGUGUAAUCACCUACUUCCUUCUAUGCGGCUACACUCCCUUCGACCGAGACUCCAACCUAGAGGAAAUGCAGGCCAUUCUUGCAGCAGACUAUGCUUUUACCCCUCUGGAAUAUUGGCGGGGCGUCUCCCAAGAAGCCCGCAACUUCAUUAACCGCUGCCUAACCAUCGACCCUAAGAAUCGCAUGACAGCCCACGAGGCCCUGCAACACACUUGGAUCAACCCACCAUACGAUGACUCGCGGACUGGCUCUGGCGAAGACUUGCUGCCAACGGUGAAGAAAAAUUUCAAUGCACGCCGCACGCUACACCGGGCCAUCGAUACUGUGCGUGCAAUUAAUAAGCUACGCGAAGGUGGUGGUUUCAUGAUGGAUGGUAUGAUGAGUAUUGAUCCGAAGCCCGAGCGUGUGAACGGAGCAGAGAUCGUUGACGAGGGGCAUGCUGCGCCUGCCCCGAGUGAUAAAGGCAACCCUAUGCAGAUUGAUAGUAGGGGGAAUGCACGUGGGCAGUCGGAGAUACAGAUUCGGGAACAGGAACGGAGACUUAAAGAGACCAUGGCUGGAUUAUGGAAUCGAAAUGUGCCUGGUAAAUAA
Messenger RNA from Penicillium verhagenii, 1197 nucleotides. Its product is annotated as serine/threonine-protein kinase. The record is from RefSeq and is a predicted model, not a curated record. Gene Ontology annotation, molecular function: ATP binding; calmodulin binding; calcium/calmodulin-dependent protein kinase activity. The transcript has 4 exons. Gene Ontology annotation, biological process: cellular response to oxidative stress; protein phosphorylation. Lineage: Eukaryota; Fungi; Ascomycota; Eurotiomycetes; Eurotiales; Aspergillaceae. The coding region runs from base 1 to 1197 and encodes 398 amino acids.